UAUUUUCAAACAGCAUGCAAAUAAUGUUCGCGUAGCCGCUGAAGAUUACAUCGUACGUCGUCAAGCACGUCAAAAAUCAUUGACUCGUUCAAUGACGACUGGUCUUGCCGGUCCAAUUCUCAGCAUGGGAGCAGUUCAUUACUUACCAGCAGCAAAGAGUGGUACAUUCUUCGCUCGUGAUAAUGUUUCAAAUUUCAUCACUUGGUGCAGAAAUUGCCUGCAGAUUUUUGAAUGUUUACUUUUCGAAACUGACGACCUAAUAAUGCGAAAGAAUGAGAAACAUGUAAUCUUAUGUUUAUUGGAAGUAGCUAGACGCGGAGCUAGAUUUGGGAUGUUAGCACCAAUGCUGGUGCAAAUGGAGAGGCAAAUUGACAGAGAAAUUGCCGCUGACAAUAAAGCAAAUGGUGUUUCUUUUGAAACACAAACCGAUAUUACACAUAUGAUUUCAAUUGGUACUGAAAACAGCUUUGAUUCAGAUUCAGAAGACGAAGAAGAUGAUAAUGGGCCAAUGCUGAUGUAUGGACCACAGCCACAAAUUGUUACCAAUGAUUUGAAGAGCUUGGAUGAGAUGGUUCGUGAUUUGGUUGAGAAAUGUACGUGUCCAUCACAAUUCCCAAUGAUUCGUGUUUCUGAAGGCAAAUAUAGAAUAGGAGACACCAAAGUGUUAAUUUUUGUUCGAAUUUUGAGAUCGCAUGUUAUGGUGCGUGUUGGAGGUGGAUGGGAUACACUCUCACAUUAUUUAGACAAACACGAUCCAUGUCGAUGCAAAGCUCAACAUCGAACAUCUGUAGCUGCAAAGUUGUUUACACGAACAAAUCAACAAAAUGGCAUCGAGUUGCACAAAGCUCAAGUUGUGUAUGAAAGAUCACCGUCAGCAUCACGAAAGUUUUCAACUGGAAAUAUGGCAGCGUCAUCGACUGCUGUGGGAAACUUACAAACUAAUGAAAAUUUGUCACUGCCAACAUGUAACAGAAGUCGUAGUAGAAGUCCAACUGGGGAACGUAAGUCGAACAUAACAAGCCAUACCCCAGAGCCUAGUCAGACAAGCGAGAAAACGUUUUUGACAGCAUCACAAAGUUUUCAACGUCGCUCAAUGUCGCCAAGCCCUCGACACUUGACUGACAUAAGAAAGAAGCAAAGCUCUUUGGAGAUCCCACAAUCAACAAUAUCGACACAUAUCUCAUCUGUUCAGAUUCCACUUGCGCAAGAUGACCCAGUGCUGAGUGAUUUAGCGAAAAUUGAAAGCACCUCAAAUGGAACAACAACCAACAACGAUGGAGCUAAUAAAUAUGAGAAUGCCAGUGAUAAUGGAAGACGUCAUGAUAGAAAUUCACCUGAAAUAAUCACCCCAGCCAGUGAUGAAGUAACAUUAAGUGAACCUAAACCCCAUUCAACAAUUCUUUUUGAGAAAACUGUUGAUUCAAUUAAAGAAAUCGAAACGAAAUUUGAAAAAUCAGGAAUUGUGGUUAAAGACAAUGACAUCAGUGUUGAUAUUGCUUCAAUGACUGGUUUGAGAAAGACUGGAUUCUCUGAAGUUUUGUACGAAGACAAUCCAAUUUUCGCUGUGAGAAAAGGACCACAAUCAAGAAUCCCAAAAUCACCGAUGCUAACGCGGCGUAAAAGCAUGGAUAAUUGCAGUACAUUCAUGACUCCAGAAGAAGAAACAUUCGGAAGAAUUUCAACUUACCGUUCAGUUCGUAAACCACAAAAACAAAAAGAACGAACCUCGUUGAAGGAAAACACAUGGAAUGGACGAUCAUCAGCGACUCCUUCAAAUCAAACAAAGAAAAGACCGAUAAUGACGUCAGAUACUUUCAAAACGCCAUCACGAACAGCUUCUCUUACUAGAAAUACGCCAACAAGAUCAUCAGCACAAGAAUUUGAUAUAAGAACGCGCCAACGACCUUCAACAAGAACGUCAUCAUCAGUAAAUACAUCGCCUAACAAAACAAACAAUAGCAACACAGUACAAUCACCGUUGGCACAACAACUAUUAGAAGCUGCUGGAAAAGCGAGAAACGAUGCACAAAUUCUCAUCAAAAUCAAGCAAAUUCUUAACGAUUAUGCUUCAAAGAAUAAAAUAAACGGUGACUUUGAUGAUUUCACAACAACGUGGGUGAAUAACAAUGGGCUUUUGGAGGAUGCCAUUGAUGAAUCACUUGUUAAAUCUCAAUCGAACAGAAAUUCAAGUAUUUCUACGUCAUGCGAAAGCAAUCCGACAGCAACGUCAUCAGGGGAUCUUCCUGUUUCUGCUACUCUCUCACCACGACGUAGUAAUAAAGGAAUGUCGAAAAUUCCAGCACCGGUUCGUUCCAAUACCGGAUUGUAUUGA
Molecule: messenger RNA, 2332 nt
Organism: Clunio marinus
Lineage: Eukaryota; Metazoa; Arthropoda; Insecta; Diptera; Chironomidae
Source: the annotation of a GenBank genome assembly